AUGGAAUGGCUAGGAAACAAAAUAAUAAGCAGUUUAAAUACUAGAUCAAUGUUAGUAAAUUGUUGUCAACGAUAUAGACAGUAUUAUAGUGGGUAUGGUGGAAUAAAUAAAAUAGCUAUUAUGAAUUCAUUUCGAGAUAGCCAAAAUCAAUGUAAUAAAUCAAUUAUAUUUCAAAAUAUUAUAAAUAAACCUCCAUAUAUACAAUUUAAUAUAAAUAAUAUCAAUAAACGAUUUUACAACCCUAGGGAAAAUAUUAAUUGGGUACUUAUAAGAUUUCGUCAUAGAGUAUCACAAUUAAGAAAAAAAAAAUUAAAAUACAAAAAUCAUUCAAAAGUUGCUUUAAGAUUUCGUUUAACAAAAUUUGGAUGGGAAAGAUUACAGUCAGGUAGAAAUGCAAGUAAAAAAAAUUUAUCAGUAAAAAAAUAUCAUGAAAAAAUGAAAAUAAAAUAUGUCUCAAGAGAUGAUAUUAAAAAGUUUAAAUUUCAAAUGCCAAGUUAUGUACUAAGGAUAAGAGAUUCACCUGUAAAUUACAACCCUAAUAUAAUGAGAUCUCGAAAGUUUUUGCCAUCUCAUUUUGGCUAA
Molecule: messenger RNA, 582 nt
Organism: Plasmodium vinckei vinckei
Lineage: Eukaryota; Apicomplexa; Aconoidasida; Haemosporida; Plasmodiidae
Product: conserved Plasmodium protein, unknown function
Exons: 1
Coding region: 1-582 (193 amino acids)
Source: RefSeq, a predicted model, not a curated record